This is a messenger RNA of Triticum turgidum subsp. durum (durum wheat), 2958 nucleotides long. The record is from the annotation of a GenBank genome assembly. NCBI's taxonomy places the organism in Eukaryota, Viridiplantae, Streptophyta, Magnoliopsida, Poales, Poaceae.
AUGUUCAAGUCGGCGAGGUGGCGCGGCGCCGGCAAGGCCAAAGCCGUGUUCAAGCUGCAGUUCCACGCCACCCAGGUGCCGGAGCUGGGGUGGGAGUCCAUGAUGGUGGUGGUGACGCCGCAGGACGUCGGCCGGCCCACGGCGCGGACGGAGCGCGCGGAGGUCGCCGACGGCGCCUGCCGCUGGCCCGCCCCGAUCUUCGAGGCCACCAAGCUCCCCUCCGGCAAGGCGGCCGCCGGCGACAAGAUCUACCAGUUCCUCGUCUACGAGACCGGGUCGGCCAAGGCGGCGCUGCUGGGGGAGGCGACGGUGAACAUGGCCGAGUACGCGGAGGCGUUCAAGCCGUCGGCGGUGACGCUCCCCCUCAAGGGCAGCCCCGCGCCCGGCGCGCUGCUGCACGUGACCAUCCAGCGGGUGGUGGGUGGUGCCGGCGGUGGGUGCGGUGACGACGGGAGUGAGAACGGCGACACCGCAAAGUCUUCGCCGCGGAGGACGCUGCAGAGCCAGCUGAGCCGGUGCGAGGACGAGGAAGCCGAGAAGGCGAGGUCGCUUGCUGCCGAUUCGAUGAGCCCUGUGCAUGAUGGAUUGGUGAUAAGCAAACCACCAGGGAUGAGGUUUCCCUUGAGAAGAAAUAUGCCGGCAUCUGUUGAGCCGGCCGGCCACCUCCACAAUGCCAAUGGCUUUGACGCCGUUUCGUUGUCGGGUUCAGAUGGGAGCUCAGGGAGAUUCACUCCCAAAACCAGUGCGAACAUGCAUAGCACAUUUCUUCAGGAUGCGACCAAUGUCCUCUCGCCUUUUGCCAACAAUGCCACCUCGAGAAACCCAUUGAGCUCUGGUGACUGGUCAGGAAGCUCAGCUCCUGACGCUAGCACUGAUGGGUCGACGAGCAACUCGGGUGAGACGGGGUUGAGAGGUGCAGAGGAUGAUGUAGAGAAGCUGAGAAGUGAGAUAGGGACUUUGACAAGAAAACUGGAUGUCUCAGACAUGGAGUUGCAGACACUCAGAAAGCAAAUUGUAAAAGAGAGUAGGCGAGGUCAAGACCUUUCCAAGGAAAUGAGUAGCUUGAGGGAUGAGAGGGAUGCACUCCGAGGAGAAUGUGAAGGCCUUAGAGGGAUGAAGAAGACGAUCCAUGAUGCAAAUGGAUCAGGUAAACGGUUGUCAGACGGGGAAGAUCCCUGGUCUCAGGUUGAGGAGCUGAAGCAAGAGCUGGGCCAUGAGAAGAAUUUAAAUGCAGAUCUACGUGUACAGCUACAGAAAAUGCAGGAGUCCAACUCUGAGCUGCUUCUGGCUGUGAAGGAUCUUGAUGAAAUGCUGGAGCAGAAGAAUAGAGAUAUGUCCAUUUUGCAAGAAGAAACAGUAGAGGAUCCCCAGGAGGCAGAAUAUGAGCAUGCACUGUCAAAUGUGCACAGUGCUGGACACAAGAUGGACAUGUCUGAAACAAGUUCGUACCAAGAGAAAGAAGACGAGCUUAUGUUGGAUGCAUUGGUGAAGAAGAGUGACGGCAUCGCUAGUUCUGAACUGCAAGAGAAGAUUCUUGAACUGAGUGAUGAAAUUGAGCUGUACAAGAAAGACCGUGAGGAUCUUGAGAUGCAAAUGGAGCAGCUUGCACUUGAUUAUGAGAUUCUGAAGCAAGAGAACCAUGACAUCUCUUCGAGGCUGGAACAAACACAACUUAGAGAGCAGCUAAGGAUGCAGUAUGAGUGUUCAGCACAUUUGUCUAUAAUAAGUGAUCUUGAGGCCAAUGUCGAGAAUCUGGAGAAUGAACUCCAGGAACAAUCUCAAAGAUUAGAGGCUGAUAUAGCAGAAGUACUGGCUGCCAAGGUUGAGCAAGAGCAGAGGGCCAUAAAGGCCGAGGAGUCUCUGAGGAAAGCGCGGUGGAACAACGCUACCACUGCCGAGCGACUUCAGGAGGAAUUCAAGAGUCUAUCUUCACAAGUAUCUUCUGCUUUCAGUGCCAACGAACGGCUGCUUGUGCAAGCAAGAAAAGAGGCCGCAGAACUACAGUUGCAGAAGAGCCAGUUGGAAGAGUUACUGCAGAAAGCCCACGAAGAUGCCGCAUCAGUCCAAGAACAACACCGGGUGAAGAUUCAGCAGUUACUUACCCUAGUGGAUUUCAAGUCGAAUGAGAUAGAUAGGCUGGUGGUGGAGCUCAAGAGCAAGAGCGACGAGUUCGAGAACCAGAAGAGAAGUGAUGAGUCAAAGUUAAAUGAUCUAUCAGAAGAAAUUGAACAGCUCAAAGCCAAGAUUGACAAGCUAUCAGAUGAGAGAGACAAACUCGUGGAAAGGAAUGAGCAGAAAGACAUGGAAUUGGCUGCAAAUGGUGAAAAGGACAUGAUCUUGCAAGACAAAACUGGUGAAAUUACUUUGCUCAAUAAAGAGCUUGCAUUGCUCAAGGACCAAAUGCAGACAUAUUUGGAGGAGCUAAACACUCUGAAACGCUCCAAGAGUGAAAGGGAUGAGACAAUAGGGAAGCUACAAAUAACCAUUGGAUCGUUGAAACUCCAGUACGACAAUAUGAAGAACUCGUUGUCCACAAAGGAGGCUGAGAAAAGCAACCUUGCUUCUCAGGUGCUGAAGCUGAGAAGAGCCCUUGAAAGCAGGGAAGGUGCCAAGGAAAAUGGUGUCACUUCAGAUACAACGGAUAAUCAGCACACUAAUUCGAAGCGCAUCAAGCACGAUACUGUCAGCACCGGUAACGGUGAUGCCGCGCCAAGCGCCAACGGACACAGCAACGGCCACGACACGAGGUUAUCAUCUGGAAUUAGAUUACCGCAGGCCGCUGCUGAGCAGUCCUCAAAGGAGCUGGAGUCUCUAAAGGAGACGAACAAGGCGAUGCAGCAAGAGCUGAACGAGCUGCACGAGCGGUAUUCGGAGAUAAGCCUCAAGUUCGCGGAGGUGGAAGGUGAGAGGCAGCAGCUGGUGAUGACGGUGCGGACGCUGAAGAACUCGCUGAGAUGA